AUGCAGGUCCAACACAGGAACACAGUAGAGCGCCUCGAUAGGCCGAGCGCAUACUACCACAACCGGAACAAGCGCAGGAGAAAUGACCACCGCGACGCGGCCCGUGACGCCCGCGACGCCGAAGACGAGGCCGCCUCCAAGAACGAGCCCCUCCCCGAGGACCCCCUCGCCAACGCGACGACGCUCUACGUCGGCAACCUCUCCUUCUACACCACCGAGGAGCAGGUCUACGAGCUCUUUAGCAAGUGCGGCGAGAUCAAGCGCCUGGUCAUGGGCCUCGACCGCUUCAACAAAACCCCCUGCGGCUUCUGCUUCGUCGAGUACUACACCCACCAGGACGCCCUCGACUGCAUGAAGUACAUUGGCGGCACCAAGCUCGACGAGCGCGUCAUCCGCACCGACCUCGACCCUGGCUUCGAGGAAGGGCGGCAAUACGGCCGCGGCAAGAGCGGUGGGCAGGUGCGCGACGAGUACCGCGAGGACUUUGACGAGGGUCGCGGCGGGCUAGGCAGGGCGAUCCAGAUGCAGAGGGAUCGGGAUGAUCGAAUGGGCGAGUACGAGGAGUCGCGAUGA
Messenger RNA from Colletotrichum orchidophilum, 573 nucleotides. Its product is annotated as RNA recognition domain-containing protein. Gene Ontology annotation, molecular function: RNA cap binding. Bases 1 to 573 code for a protein of 190 amino acids. Gene Ontology annotation, cellular component: nuclear cap binding complex. Lineage: Eukaryota; Fungi; Ascomycota; Sordariomycetes; Glomerellales; Glomerellaceae. Gene Ontology annotation, biological process: mRNA cis splicing, via spliceosome. The record is from RefSeq and is a predicted model, not a curated record. The transcript is spliced from 2 exons.